Molecule: messenger RNA, 4145 nt
Organism: Drosophila innubila
Lineage: Eukaryota; Metazoa; Arthropoda; Insecta; Diptera; Drosophilidae
Gene: Elp1
Product: putative elongator complex protein 1
Exons: 6
Coding region: 76-3840 (1254 amino acids)
Biological process (GO): tRNA wobble base 5-methoxycarbonylmethyl-2-thiouridinylation
Cellular component (GO): elongator holoenzyme complex; cytosol
Molecular function (GO): tRNA binding; protein binding
Source: RefSeq, a predicted model, not a curated record
GCUGGCAACAUUGUUCCAAACCAGCACGUUGUUUUUGGUUGUUUUUGUUUUUGAUGACAAAAAUUAAGAAACAAAAUGCGCAAUCUGAAGCUACAAUAUUGCAAGGAGGACACAACUGGCAUUCGGAAUGCAAAGCAACUGUUGCUGCAGCCGGAUUUCGAGCACAAGGACAAGGAGCUCACGUUUGUUGUGACCGAGGACAAAAUCUACGCCGUUGGUGAAGCCGGCGAUGGCGUGGAAGAGCCCAAAAUAAUUGCCGAAGUGCCGAACAUAGUCGGUGCUGAGUAUUUGCCACUGAAUGAUGAAAUAUGUGUAGCUACGGGCGAUGGCGAGGUGCUGCUCAUCAAUGCGAUAUCAUUGGAAAUUAAUGAUGGCACCUACUGUGACGUGGGCAUUGAGUGCAUGGCCUGGUCGCCCAAUCAGGAGGUGGUCGUCUUUAUCACUAAAGCCAAGAAUGUGGUUGUUAUGACUUGUAAUUAUGAGGUGCUCCUCGAGCAGCCACUUGAUGCGGAACUUGCCACCGAUCAGCAAUUUGUCAACGUCGGCUGGGGCAAAAAGGAGACUCAAUUCCAUGGCACCGCUGGGAAACAGGCGGCCAAACAGUCGCCAGAGUUCCAACCGCCUCAAGAUGUACAUACACUGCCACAGGAUGUAUGUAUUGCUUGGCGAGGCGAUGGCGCCUUCUUUGCCGUUUCCUAUGUGGCCAGCAAUGUGGGACGCACCUUUAACGUCUACGACAACGAGGGCAAAUUGCAACAUAUGGCCGAAAAGUGGAAUGGAAUGCAGUCGGCUCUUACCUGGCGUCCAAGUGGCAAUUGGAUAGCUGUGCCACAGAUCUUUUCCAAUAAAUCGACAGUGUCGCUGUUCGAGAAGAAUGGACUGCGUCAUCGGGAGUUUGAGCUUCCAUUUGAUUUGCAAACAGAGUCCAUUGUGAAGCUGCAAUGGAGCAGCGAUUCGGACAUAUUGGCAUUGCAAACAGCAACGGCGGAUGAACAGAGAAUUUAUCUCUAUACGAUUGGCAACUAUCAUUGGUAUCUUAAGCAGGUGCUGGUCUAUAAACAGAAUGAUCCGUUGGUCAUCUUCAAUUGGUCCAGUGGUCGCGAGCACACUCUGCAUGUGCUCUUGGAGAGCGGCAAGCGCUAUAUCUAUCGCUGGAAUUUGGCUGUCGAUCGCUUCCGGAACAUGGUCUGCGUUAUUGAUGGUAAACGUGUGCUAUUGACAGAUCUUUUGAAGGCUGUGGUGCCGCCGCCCAUGUGCCAGUAUACCUUGGAACUGGACAGCUACAUAAAUGUGAUUACCUCCAACUUUAACCAAUUGUGCCUGUACGACAGCGAAGGUCUGAUUCACUUUUAUGGUACCUCAGAGUUGCCUAGUCCGCCGGUUAUAAAGAAAUUCGUGUCCACGCCAAAUGAGAAUAUCGCACAAAUUGGACAAUUGGCGAAUCUGACGCAGCUCAAUGAAAAGCAUGAGUUGCUGGCCACACACAGCGUGGGCAACAAGACGCACAUUCUCCUGCUAAGAUCGGCGAAUCGAUCAUAUUGCGUGGAGAGCACGUUAAUUAUUGACGGCACUGUAAACGCCAUAGCCGAAGGCAAUAAUAAUAACUUUUAUAUCCACAUCAUUAACAAUGCACAAAUCUACGAGAUAUUAUUUAAAAACUUUAAAUUGGAGGCGGGUCGCUUAAUCUACCAAUUGACACAGGCUGCGGAUUACAUCGACUUUGGGUACUAUAAUCACUGGAAGACUGGUGGUCAAUCAGCUUCUGGAGUCAUAACGCUGCGAUCGCAGCAAUUGCUGCACAUUGAUGGACAAAGAAUUGAUGAGGAUGUGACAUCGUUUAUCGUGGCCGAGGAUUACGUGAUCUACACACAGUUGAACGCAUUGCAUUUUGUGAGUUUAUGGGAUCGUCGCAAGGUCUCGACCCGCAACAUCGAACGUGGUGCAAAGCUGGUGAUGCAUGGUCAUGAUGCACGCCUCGUGCUGCAGUUGCCCCGUGGCAAUCUAGAGGUUAUUUAUCCCCGUGUGCUCUUACUGCGACUGAUCGGCAGCUUAUUAGAUGAUGGUUGGUUUACAGAUGCCAUGCUGAUGGUUCGAAAGCACAGGAUUAAUCUGAACAUCAUUUGUGACCAUAAUGUGAAAAUGUUCUGUUCCCAGCUGAACAGGUUCCUCGCUCAAAUGCACGACAGUCAAUGGCUUUGUCUGUUCCUCAGCGAGCUGCAGAACGAGGAUUACGCGCUCAAUAUGUACGCCAGUAACUAUAACGCAUCAGAGCAACAAUAUCCGGCGGAUUAUCACGUUGAUCGUAAGGUUGAUUACAUAUGCGGAUUAUUGUGCGGUCUCAUGGAACAGACCACAAGUCCGAAAGAUGUAGCACGUUUUCGCUUGCCGAUCAUAACGAGCUACGUGAAGCUAGGCAAACUGGAGCAGGCGCUUCUCCUUAUUUGGAAGCAUAAGCAAACGGAUGCACAGCUGGCCGAUCAAUUGCUCAAGUAUUUACUGUAUCUGGUGGAUGUCAAUGAGCUGUAUAAUGUCGCCCUUGGCACCUAUGACUUUGGACUGGUUCUCUUCGUUGCACAGAAAUCACAAAAGGAUCCAAAAGAAUUUCUGCCUUACCUCAAUGAGCUGAAAUCCCUUCCGCUCGACUAUCGCAAGUUCAAGAUCGAUGAACAUUUAAAACGUUACGAUCUUGCUUUAACUCAUCUGGCUGCCUGUGGAGCAGAGCACUAUGAUCUGGCUUUGGAUGUCAUCAAACAGCACAAUCUCUAUAAAAAGGCAUUGGUCAUCUACCAGGCUAAGACAGACAUUCAUCAGCGCAUCUGUGUCGCUUAUGCGGAUCAUCUGCGUGCCAAUGCCCAACUGGAGACCGCCAGCAUCAUGUACGAACGUGGCGGGCAACUCCAGCAAGCGCUUCUUAGUGCCAAGCAUACAUUGGAUUGGCAGCGUGUCCUUAAUCUGGCCAAGCGCGCAGGCGAAUCCCUUGAACAGGUCGCCAGCUCAUUGGUGACGCCACUCCAGCAGCAGGAUCGACAUCUCGAAGCCUAUGAGUUGCUCAAGCAGUUCACCAAGUGGACUGGCGUGCCACCGCUUCAGGUUUUGAUCGACGGACAUCUCUAUGGACGUGCCAUCUACGAAGCUCGUUUGCUGGAUGAAGAUCUUGCAGUUGAUCUAUUGGCUAAUCGAAUACGACCAGCGUUGAUCGCCUUUGUAGAUCAGUUAAAGAAAUCACUGAGCGCGGAUCGGGAGUUGUUUUUGGAGUACAAGCAACGGCUGCUGGACAUACGACAACGUCAGGCGACAGCCAAUGAUGCUGAUGGUGCUGGGGAACACGAUGUGGACAUUGAUGAGGUGGAUCUGUUGUCGGAUACGAGUAGCAUGCAUUCAUCUCGCCACAGCAGCAGUUCGCGCGGCACAGGCAAAACCUUUCGCUCCAGCAAAAAUCGACGCAAACACGAACGCAAACUGUUGAGUCUGAAGCCGGGCAACCCGUUUGAAGACAUCGCGCUCAUCGAUGCGCUGCACAACCAAGUCACAAAGAUUGCACACCAACAACAACAGCAGCUUGUGCGUGACACAUGCAAAGCGUUGCUUCAGCUCCACAUGGAGGACGAACGGGCAGCGGGAUUGCAGCAAUUAUAUGAGAGUGUCUUGUCUGUGGUGCAGGCAUCACUGGACGCCAUUUGGAUACCAGAGCUAAUGGGCGGUACGGCACAGCACUUGACCGGACCCAAUAUCGACUACUUGGCCCUGCAGAAGGAGCAGCGAUAUGCCCUAAUAAGCCCGCUGAAACGCUUUAAGCCGCAGUUGAAUAUUAUUGAUUGGCAGCACAGCGUACUGCAGUAAUGGUUAUCGCCGAUACUGUCCUUAAAGCUUAACUGCAGCUUUUAAAGCCGCACUUAAAUAUUAUCGAUUGGCGGCUUAGCAUACUUCAGUUGUUGUGAUCGUUAUCGUAUAUCGCGCAUGGGCUGCUGCAGAUAAAUGCAGCUUGCAAACAAUUUGCGUGCAAUGGAUUUGGAUUUUCACUUUUCAUGCAAAUGUUUUGGUCCAAUUCAAAUAUUACAAGCGACGCAUGGCUAAUGUCGUGUCCGCCUCUCAUUUACUUUCACUUGGAUUUUUAGCUAAAAUAAAUGUUGCAUUAAAAAUACUAA